AUGUCGAGUAUGAAGAAAUUCUUGACGAGUAGACCAGCAACAAUAGGCCAUGAAUCUCACCACAUCUACUCCAAUACCAUGCUCGCACUGUCUGGCGAGCUGGAUCGAGGGAGUGAAAAGGAGCGAUCCCGGAGAAUAGUCAUGCCGAAUCCGUUCCCGAAAAUCCGCAAGGCCGUCGCUACCGCCACGCCAUCUUCUUCGUCCUUUUCCACUCCUGCGUCCAUUCUCAUCGGAGUCUCGCAAUUCUUUGACGAAUAUGCGCCAACAUGCCACUACAUGAGAAGCUUGGCCAUGUAG
Cladophialophora bantiana CBS 173.52 is the source of this 297-nucleotide messenger RNA. RefSeq lists its product as uncharacterized. The transcript has a single exon. The record is from RefSeq and is a predicted model, not a curated record. The coding region runs from base 1 to 297 and encodes 98 amino acids. Lineage: Eukaryota; Fungi; Ascomycota; Eurotiomycetes; Chaetothyriales; Herpotrichiellaceae.